UGAGGGUCACUGCUACCGCGCCUGUCACCCUGAGAUGCAGCUAAUUCGCAGUGUCUUAAACAUCUACAACAAUUAAUGGAGCAGCCACUCAUCAAUCAACCUAGUCAACAAUGUAAACAACAAGGGAUGCCUAUUUCACCACAACAAUUGUCCAUAGGUCACUUUCCACCACAAAAUAUGGAACCAUGUCCCAAUAAUCCCUGUUCACCUCCGCUAAUUCCUAACCCACCUCUAUCAACACAACAAUUAUUUGCUCCCUUUUCGACACAACGAACACAGCCGUGCCCGAAUAAUCCCAAUUCGCCUCCGGUAAUUCCAAAUGCUCCUAUUGCAACACAACAAUUAUUUGUUCCUUGUUCACAACAACAUAUGCAACCGUGUCCCGAUAAUUCUAAUUCACCUCCGAUAAUUCCUAACCUACCUAUUUCAACGCAGCAAUUGUUAAUCCCUUUUUUGCGCCAACAAAUAAAACCAUGUCCCAAUAAUCCCAACUCACCUCCAAUAAUUCCCAAUUCACAUGUUUCAACACAACAAUUAUUAAUACCUUUUCCACAACAAGAAACACAACCAUGUCCCAAUAAUCCCCAUUCACCUCCGACAAUUCCUAAUUCACCUAUUUCAGUACAAGAAUUAUUAAUUCCUUUUUCACCGCAACCAAAUCAACUAUGUCCUAAUAUUGAAUUUAUUUCAUCUCCUAAUCCAAAUGUUCCUUGCGCGCCUCAAAUAAUAACCCCCGUUGAAGUUGGAUCUACAAUCAUUAUAACAGACAGUUCACCAGAAGCUUGUCAGAAUUUAGCUGAAACAUUACAAUUAAUGAUUGUAUGUAACAUGUUACAGAACAAUUUAGGUGCGAAAGAGAUAGGUAUACAAAUGGCUACUCCGGUCAUAAAUGAUUUACUGUCGUCUCCAGUAUUAUCAUGUGGUUGUUCCAACCCAAUUUUUGCCAGCGGUAUUUUACCCAACCUUAUUUCUAAUUCUAAUUUCAUCACGCCAUGUGAUUCGUCGUGUUCGUACUUAAGCUAUUUAAAUUACAUGUAGUGUGUAAGAACUGAUCAAGUCCUAUAUUGAUUCGCUGUUUGAGAACGCUAAGUGUGGUUGGUUGUACAUUCUUACUACAUUAUGUCGAUAAGGUUUAUUUUGCUUUAUUACGAUAUAGUUAUCGACAGUGGCUUUCUAGAAUAGUGGCAUAUUUCAAAAAUACUAAUUCAUCAGGGA
Molecule: messenger RNA, 1215 nt
Organism: Hyposmocoma kahamanoa
Lineage: Eukaryota; Metazoa; Arthropoda; Insecta; Lepidoptera; Cosmopterigidae
Product: leucine-rich repeat extensin-like protein 5
Exons: 2
Coding region: 76-1038 (320 amino acids)
Source: RefSeq, a predicted model, not a curated record